UCUCACAGCUCGCUUUUCGGUCUAAAGAAACACCGGUAGGUAGAAGAAGCAGAACAGAACCCACCGACGAAUCGCCGGAGCGACCCCCCGGAGCUGAAGAAACCGUCAAUUCUGAAGAGAACGGAGAAGAAAGAAGAGAGCAGAGAGCAGAGAAAGAGAGAUCGUUCUUGCGUGGCAAUGGCAGGAUUCAAUUCUCCGACCUUCCUCCUGAUCUACGCCACCGUGUUCGUGGUCUUCAGCUUCUCCUCAACCGCCGUCCUCGGAAGCCUCGGGAUCCAGCACAGCGUUGCAUGGAUUCCUAACCAGGCGACCUGCAAGGGCUCCAUAGCGGAGUGUUUCGGCGGAGAGGAGUUCGAAUUUGAUUCCGAAAUCAGCCGUCGUAUCUUGGCCACCAGCCAGUACAUCAGCUACGGCGCUCUGCGGAGGAACACGGUACCUUGCUCGAGACGCGGUGCAUCCUACUACAAUUGCCAGCCUGGAGCUCAGGCCAAUCCCUAUACUCGUGGAUGCAGCGCCAUUACGAGGUGCAGGAGUUGAGUAAUUUAUUUGUACUCUUUGUUUAAUAACCUUUACUCUUCCUUUAAAUGUUUAUUGAUCUUUUUCUUUUCUCUUUUAUAUCUUUCCUUUGAGAUGGCUUUGAUUGUUAUACAAAUUGAGCAGGGGAGAUUGAUUAUAUAGUGUCGUCGUUGUCGUUGUUAUAAGUGAUGAAAAUUGUUGUGGUUAAUUAAUUAUAUAUCUCUUUUCAAUAAUGUGAUAGUCUUGUAGUGGCUUGGAUGUUCGUCCCUGUUUCUUUUCCUUUCUUGAUUGAAGGGAAAAGAGAGUCUGCAAAGGCUGUAAUAAGUUGGAAUUAGGGAGAAUUAUGGAUCCCAUCAUGAGAUCAGAUUGAGAAUAAAUUGAUUGUUGUUUGAG
Cucurbita pepo subsp. pepo (vegetable marrow) is the source of this 909-nucleotide messenger RNA. Its product is annotated as protein RALF-like 33. The record is from RefSeq and is a predicted model, not a curated record. Lineage: Eukaryota; Viridiplantae; Streptophyta; Magnoliopsida; Cucurbitales; Cucurbitaceae. Gene Ontology annotation, biological process: calcium-mediated signaling. Gene Ontology annotation, cellular component: plasmodesma.